Linum trigynum is the source of this 2340-nucleotide messenger RNA. NCBI's taxonomy places the organism in Eukaryota, Viridiplantae, Streptophyta, Magnoliopsida, Malpighiales, Linaceae. The record is from the annotation of a GenBank genome assembly.
CUCACGAACAAUCAGUGGUUUCUUCAUUGGUUAUCCAGAAAAAUCUAAGGGGUAUCAAUUUUAUUGCCCUAACCAUAGUACGAGAAUUGUUGAAACUGGAAAUGCUAGGUUCAUUGAGAAUGGUGAUGUUAGUGGGAGCUUAGGCCACGCAAUGUGGAAAUUCAAGAAGUUAGAGUGCAAGUAUCCUUGCCUCUACCCUCUUCUCAAGUUGUUGCUCCUGCACAUGUUGAGCAUGAUAACGAUUUGCAGGAACAACAAAUGAACGGUCAAGCACCACCUAAUAUUGCUAUUGAGAAUGAACCUAACAUAGAUGAACCACAAGAAAUCGCAUUAAGAAGGUCUACAAGAAAUCGAAGGCCUGCAAUUUCUGAUGAUUAUGAGGUUUAUCUUCACGAGUUAGAAUCUGAUUUAGGACUCUAUCAUGAUCUAGUUUCAUUUUCACAAGCCAUGGAAAGUGAGCAUUCUGAUAAAUGGUUAGAUGUCGCGAAAGAAGAGAUGAAAUCUAUGUAUAAAAAUGAAGUUUGGGACCUUGUUGAUUUUCCCAAAGGUUGUAAAAGAGUUAGUAAUAGAUGGGUCUGGAAGACCAAACACGACUCUAAUGGCAAUAUCGAAAGACACAUGGCCAGACUUGUUGCCAAUGGUUUCACUCAGAAAAGUGGUGUUGAAGCAUUCAUGGAAGAGUGCGAAGCAUUCUGUUAUUGCCACAUCCACUAUGGAAGCUGAAUUCAUAGCUUGUUAUGAAGCUACGAAUCAUGGUUUAUGGCUGCGGAAUUUUAUUUCUAGACUUGGAAUUGUCGACACUAUCGCCAAGCCGCUGAAAAUUUACUGUGAUAAUUCCGCAGCGGUAUUCUUCUCUAAGAAUGACAAGUAUUCGAAGGGUGCUAAGCAUAUGGAGGUGAAAUACUAUGUCGUUAAGGAAGAAGUUCAGAAACAAAGGGUGUCGAUCGAGCAUAUUAGCACACAGCUUGUGAUUGCUAAUCCAUUAACAAAAGGAUUGCCUCCUAAGACAUUUACUGAACAUGUCGAAAGGAUGGGAAUUAUAGGACGUCAUGACUAAACUUAUUUUAUGUUUCAUGGAUUGACACUUUGAGCUCAUUUAUUUUGUUUCUGGAAUAAAGUUAUGAAUCUUGUUUUAUUUAUUAUGACCAGUAUAUAUACAUUAUGCAUUAUGUGAACAGAACAAGAUUUUUGCCUUUAGUGAAGACAUUAUUGUUGGACCAUUAUGACUACCUUGUUAUGUGUUGUAUUGAGCAUGAGACUGGUUUUGUGGUACAUGGAAGGGACCAUGUCGAUAAAUUGAUAUAGAACCGCCAUGAUCCUAAUCUAGCUUUCAUACUUGAUUAUAACUUUAUGGUGAACCAAAUAUUAUAGAUUUAUCUUAUGAUGUGCACACUUAUGUUUAUGAUUAGAUCUUGUGAUAUAUAAUGACACAUGGACCAAGUGGGAGAAUGUAAGCCCAAUUCCCAUAUGUCACUAGGGAAUAAUUGUGGCCCAAGUGUAAUUAUCACUUAAUGAUCUAUAAUAUUUGGUUCACCAUAAAGUUAUAAUCAAGUAUGAAAGCUAGAUUAGGAUCAUGGCGGUUCUAUAUCAAUUUAUCGACAUGGUCCCUUCCAUGUACCACAAAACCAGUCUCAUGCUCAAUACAACACUUAUGUUUAUGAUUAGAUCUUGUGAUAUAUAAUGACACAUGGACCAAGUGGGAGAAUGUAAGCCCAAUUCCCGUAUGUCACUAGGGAAUAAUUGUGGCCCAAGUGUAAUUAUCACUUAAUGGUUUAAUAUAUAAGGUAAGUCCUAUAUUGGUUAGGUUAAUGAAAGGUAAAUUCCUAAUAUACCCUGAUGGUGGGUCUAUAUAAAGAAACCCUAGGAUUGGUCCUCUCUCAACCCAUUACGUAGAAUUUCUUAGCUAGCCAUCAUAGAAAUCUCUAAACCUAAAACCUAAAGGGGUCAAGAGGGAGAAACUCAAUUCCGGUGAUUACUACUCCAGCGCCGUCGUCGCUCUCGUCAUGGAUCGAGGUAGGUUUCCCCGAUCUAUUAUCGAUUCGUGAAAUAAUCUAAUUCUAAGAUCCAUGCUAUUAUGAUCUAUGUUUACAUGAGGGUGAUGGAAGGAAUGUUGAUAGGGGCAAAAAAGUCAUUUUAACUUAAUACACGGGCGACAAAUAGUAAUGACACGGGCGGCAAAUAACCCGCGCUCUUAAUUAAAGGAAAGGAUGAAAACAUAGUUGUCUUGUUACACCUAUGACCUAACUCAUUCCCUUAAAAGCUUAUAUAGUAUGUUAUAAUAUUGCGGGGAGGAUAGCUGGAUAGGGGUCAGAUUGCUGUUAAUAAAGAACACAAAAAAGG